Ficedula albicollis (Collared flycatcher) is the source of this 2587-nucleotide messenger RNA. Its product is annotated as myb-like protein X. The transcript has 5 exons. Bases 1 to 606 code for a protein of 201 amino acids. Lineage: Eukaryota; Metazoa; Chordata; Aves; Passeriformes; Muscicapidae. The record is from RefSeq and is a predicted model, not a curated record.
AUGAGAACAGCUGGGGAGGCAACAGGCAAAAAUCCAAAAAGAAAAAGAAGAAACAUCGAAGAAGAAGAAAACGUAGAAGAAGAAGUAGAAGAAAAAGAAGAAACAGAAGGAGAUGAAGCAGGAAAAGAAACAGAGAAAGAAGAAAAAAAAGGGGACAAAAAUGGGAAAGAAAAGGAUCGUAAAUCACCUGAGGGAGAGACAAACAGCAGUAAUAGUAGCACUGUGGAAACUGGAGAGACAGAGGAGACGACUCAGAAAGAGACCACAGAGGAGACUACUCAGGAAGAGACCAUCGUUCAGCAGGAGAAGGAAAGCACUGACAAUCACACUGUGAACAAUUCUUCAGAGAACACUGAUGACCAAAAAACUGGAGGAAUUGUGGGGAGAAAAAAGUUUUCCCUGUUUAAGCGAAAGCCACUGACAAGCCAGAAGAAUGUAUGUGGCAAGAAGGAAGAUAGCUCUGAAAAGCCAUUGCAGAGUGAAGAAAAAGAAAAGGAAGAUUUACCUGAUGAAGACAGUAAGGAUGAAAAUCAGAAUACACUGGAGAAUUCCAGUGAAACUGUGACUAAUCAGGACAGAAGGGUGAAAACAUGUAUAUUGCUGUAACAUUCUUAAAAUAUAUGAAAAUGUGACAGUCUUAAAGCACAUAAUGCAAUUUUUACUUGAAAACAGUUCUGACUCGAGAUAUUGAUGGCUGCUUUUUUGAUUGAUUGGAUUGCUGUAAUUUUAAAUAGGCAGAUGAUUUUCUUGGUAUUUAUUGAUAAUUUUACUACUUCAAAAUGAUAUGCUUAUCAGCACCUUGCUGGGGUUCUGUGGCCUUAUCUGUUGAUGCUCUAAAACAAAAUAUGGGGGGAUUUUAUGUGAAAAGUUGAAUACAGGCAUCUUAUGGUUUUUGCAAAAUAAUUUUAUUCUGUAUCAGUCUACAGAGUACCACUUUCAGCAUGAUACUCCGACAAAAUUAUAAUAUUUGAUGUAAGAUAUUAUUUGGUUUAACAACCAGUUAAGAAUACUGAAGGUACUCAGAAAUAUACAUGUUACUUUCUGUUUUGACAUAGAAAAAAUAGCAGUAAAACUUUCAAGUUAACUUGUAGGGCAUUAUGGAAGGAGUUACUUGAGUAUGUGCCUAAUUUCAUGCAUGGCAGCAGUCCCAGUGGAAACAGUGUAAGUACAGAAUUAUCCUGCCAAACUGGGACAGGGAGAAAGCUUUUAUUUCUGAGAGGUGCUGAAAACCUUUACUCCUGCUGAAAUUGGCAUAGGCUGAUGGGCCUCUCUCCUCAUUGAAUCAGGCCCAGUGAAAACUGGACACCCUCUUGUUUCACUUGGAUUCUAAUCCUGUACUCUCUGAACAUCCACACCUCAAUGAGUCUCCAGUGACGAUUUUCUUACAGAAAAAUAAUGUAACCAGAGAUACUGGGCAUCAAUACAACAAACUGAUCAUUAUGGGGUAAAUAUUCAUGUUUUUCUCAGGCAGACUGGCUUUUCUUCAGAUGGACAGUUAGAAGGAGGAGCCAAAAAUCAGUACAAAUAAAAACUGCUCAACAGCACUGCAGCAUUGAGAAGCAGAAAUUCUUUACUCAGCCAGAUGCUCAUGGGGAUAUCUCCUCCAAAAUACUGUGCAGGCUGAGUACAGAAAAAGCUCCUGUUUAUAUACUGUAUUUUGCAUACAUAGUCAUUGAUUUUCCCAGAAUAAACAUAUACAUGAUAAAUAAUUUCCCUGAAAUCAUUAAUAUAUUUUCCCUCCCCUUUACAUGCACUCUUUGCUGGUCCCUGGUGGUCAGUGACCCCAAAGUGAUUCCUGACCACACAGUGAACUGGUGGACAGCUGGGCUGGUUACUUCUCAGUUCUUCCUUUAAUUUUCCUAGAUUCAGAGUUGCUUAAAUUUUAUGUCAAAGAUCAGAAGUGUCCAGAGUUGAUUUCAUCCCAGGAGUCGGUUCACCUGAAUGCUUUGUCCUUGUAAGAUUGGCCCAGAUUCUUUCACAGGGCCCCCUCUGUGCUACCUUAAUCAUUAUAUUAAAAACCUGGGUGCUUGGGUCAUCCUUUGCCAGGGUUAGUUAGGAUCCUUUUGUGUCUUUUCUUUUUCUUUGGGCUACUCCUGCGUUCUGCAGUGAACCUUACACGAGGGGUUUUUCUCCUCCAUUAUAUUUAUGUAUUUUCUUAUUUUUCUGAAUGCACAUGUGGUUUCUGUUCUACUUGGAUAUUGUAGAGAAGAGUGAAGUGGAAAAGGAGAAAUAAAGUAAAUGGCACCCCCAUUAAUUUAAAUAAGCUUGAAUUAUUUUUUCAGAGGAGAUCAGUCAUAGAUAUUUUUUCUGUAAGGGCAAUUUCUUUUUUUAAAGGUGAAUGAAUUUAGUGAGAAAUAUUUCUUUAAAAUGGGAAUUACCCUCAAAUCUAAUGUUACAGAAGUUUACAUCAUGGACUGUAAAUUGCUGUAUGUCUGAGCAGUUUCAGGGACUGGUACAUUUAUCUUGUCCACACAUUUUGCUCAACAAGAAGCAGGAAUAUAUUAACCCAUUCAAUGUCUUUUUUCAUGUCUUCAUUUUUAAUAAAAAAGAUUAAACAAAUAAUGUGCAUGUGUACUAACUUACAGGG